Messenger RNA from Saccharomycodes ludwigii, 1101 nucleotides. RefSeq names its product replication factor C subunit 5 (gene RFC5). Lineage: Eukaryota; Fungi; Ascomycota; Saccharomycetes; Saccharomycodales; Saccharomycodaceae. Gene Ontology annotation, molecular function: ATP hydrolysis activity; DNA binding; DNA clamp loader activity. The coding region runs from base 1 to 1101 and encodes 366 amino acids. Gene Ontology annotation, biological process: DNA repair; DNA-templated DNA replication. Gene Ontology annotation, cellular component: Rad17 RFC-like complex; DNA replication factor C complex; Elg1 RFC-like complex. The transcript has a single exon. The record is from RefSeq and is a predicted model, not a curated record.
AUGUCUCUUUGGGUCGAUAAAUACCGUCCCUCCACAUUAGCAGAAUUAUCUCAUAAUGAGCACGUGACAAAUAUAUUGAAAUCAUUAUCUGAAAAUAAUCCCAAUGAUUUGCCCCAUUUAUUACUAUAUGGUCCAAAUGGUUCAGGCAAAAAGACAAGAACAAUGUGUUUGUUGAAUUCCAUUUUUGAUUCUUCAGUUUAUCGUUUGAAAAUUGAUGUUCGUCAAUUUCAGGUGAAUUCAAGAAAGUUAGAAUUAAACGUUGUUAGUAGUCCGCAUCAUGUUGAAAUAACACCUAGCGACUUGGGUGGUAGUUACGAUAGAGUUGUUAUUCAAGAAUUAUUAAAAGAGAUUGGCCAAACUGAACAAGUUGAAUUUGGUAGCAAUAUUUCAAAUACCGCCAACAACAACAGCAAUAGUAACAAAUCCCCCAGGUUUAAAGUUGUCAUCAUUAAUGAUGCUAAUAGUCUAUCUUUGGACGCCCAAGCAGCUUUACGUCGUACUAUGGAAAAAUAUUCAAAAAACAUUAGGCUGUUUAUGUUAUGCGAUAGCUUGUCCAGUAUCAUAUCACCAAUCAAAUCACGUGUUUUGUUGCUAAGGAUUCCGGCACCAACUAAUCAAGAAAUUGUUUCCAUAUUAGAUAGCAUUUGUUUUAAACAACAAGUUAAUAUUGAAAAUAAGGACAAUUCGUGCUUAUUGAAAAUAGCUUCUUUUGCUAACGGGAAUUUAAGACUAGCGUUGUUAACGCUGGAAAGCAUGGCUAUGGCCAAUAAUUUGACAUUGAAAGACACCACCUCAGUUAUUCGUCCGGACUGGCAAGUGGUGCUAAUGAAAAUGAGUAAUAAAAUCAUUAAAGAAAGAAAUGUAAAAUGCUUAAUAGAAUGCAGAAGCAUGCUAUAUGAGUUACUAGCUCAUUGUAUUCCCGCUGAUGUUAUAUUGCAUGAUUUAACCAUGUUCAUUAUUUCAGCCCUAGCUAAUCCUACCAUCAUUAUAGGUGUUGUGAAAAAUGCAUCCAUUUUUGAUGAAAGACUAGCUUUAGGUUCCAAGGUAAUUUAUCAUUUAGAAGGAUUUAUAGCCAAUGUUAUGUGUGAAAUGGAAAAAUAA